AUGUUGGUAGCGUAUCGGUGGCUAUUGCAGCAUCUUCUUGUUGAGCGCAUCGUGAAUUCGGUUGCUGGACUGCGGCUUCUGCUACAGUUCGGUAGUUGUGCAGGUGGGCUUUGCUGUGAAUGUUGGCUGUUGCGUGGGCCCAACCUCUCGUGCACAUUGAUCCUAAGACUUAAUCUUGAUCAGAGACAAGCCGACGUGCUAAGUAGCACGCUAUUGUCCUUCUCCUUGGUUGCUCACUCCUGCUCGACCUACAUGGGCCCUCUCAAACUACAUGCGGGUGCUUUCGUCCAACCUUCUAUCUUUGCCUUCCGGUCCAAGGACAAUGUCUCGGACCAAGUCAAUCUAGUUAAGGAGCUGCCCAACCAAGUUGUUUUGGUCGUCCACUUUUUGAGCCAGCUGGUCAACUCUAAGACUGAGGUCUACUUGACUUCGUGGAUCAGGAGAAGAAAAUUGUUUUUAGCCUAA
This is a messenger RNA of Prunus armeniaca (apricot), 465 nucleotides long. NCBI's taxonomy places the organism in Eukaryota, Viridiplantae, Streptophyta, Magnoliopsida, Rosales, Rosaceae. The record is from the annotation of a GenBank genome assembly.